AUGGCGCCAAAAAGGAUACAGAACUGUUCUGAGAUGCGGAUGAAGUUUAAGGCGGGUCCUGCUAUUUACAGCAAGGAUAUUGCGGAAAGAGAUGUAAACAGAUUAAAGGUACCUUAAAGAUCUCACAAAUGAUUUUAAACCUCCGGCACAUAUGCAUCAAAAACUGGAUGGGGGCUUUACCUUUUUACCUUUAAAACAUUUGCAGAGCAAGGUUGACAUCGUGGUUGUCUAUAUUCACUGGGGUAGAGAACUAUUCUUGAAACCAGUUCCAUACCAGCUUCAAGUGACUGAUCAUCUGCUGUCCCUGGGAGUACACUUAAUCAUUGGCUCACACUCCCACGUGAUUCAGCCACAUAGUAUCCAUGGCAACAGGCUGGUAAAGUUCGGUUUGGGCAACUUUUUCUUUCCUCCUGCUCGUGUUCCUGGUGGUAAUGAUCCGGUAAUGUAUCCUUUUAUUUUAAGAGUUCUCUAAAAGUGAAUUUCUACUAUCGCACAAUUUUACGCGUGUAUUUGAUAAAAUAGAGACAAUGUAUGAAAUGUCGCGCGUAAACGUAAUAGUUGAACUUCGCUCUUUUUGCUGGGUGUACUUCUCAAUUAAAGAUUUAAGUAUUAAUUUGUGUAGUUUUAGAUUAUUAUAGAUUCUUUUUAACUAGAUAACCUGAUGUGGUGUAAAAAAUUAUGUUGUGACGUCAUCUAAAUGACAACGCUAUCUUGAGAGUAAAUGAAAUGGAUUAAACUGAAGUUAGGCUAAGGAAAGGACGCCUUAUAACAAAAAAUAGUUGCGCAGAAAAUUUGGGAAAACUAUAGGAAUAAGCGGGGAAGGAAUGCGAUCAUUUCCUGAUCAUGAUUGAUUGUCUCUUUUCCAGAGGAUCUACGGUAGAUUAGGAUUAAAACCAGACGAAGAUCUAAUCGCCAUUUACGAAAAACUUGCUCUAGGAGACGGUGAAUUUUUCAAAACAAGUCAGCUCUUUCGGGUGAAAGUUUCAAGGUAAGCUUGCGUAUAAAGGCUGCAAUAGUUAAUACAUCCAAGUAUAGGCAAAAUUAUCUAGAAGAUAACCGUCCCUACUUAAGCGAAGAGUCUUUGAACCAACUUCAAAGUAAUUCAAAACUGAGUUUAAGCUUACUCACUGUUUCGGUAAUUAGAGUUCGGUAUCUAAACCUCCUUCAUAACACAAAAAGAUGUCCUUUCCUGUUCGUGAAUUUUUCCCAAAACUAGACUCAAAACGUAUUAUCCAUUAUUUAGUUACAUAUUCUGGGCCUGGAUUCACGAUAAUGUGUUUGCUGACUAAUGACAGUCAAAACCUAACUAAAAUGGACGAAUCCCUGAAGGUGUUGAGUGUGUUUUCGAUGCCACCAUGGCAAUAAAAAAUAAUGUUUCACUUGCUUUGGCCUGACUGGUCUGAUUUUAUAUUAAUCUAUCGACUAUCUCUUACAGAAAAGGCGUGGAAUUUGCCGAUUAUUUGCCAGUAAAGCUUGCGUUUGACUCAGCAAAGAAACAAGUGUACAUUAAACCCGAAAAUGAUUUACUCUGGAUUGAAGUUUGUAGUGACGAGGACCCACAGUGUCAAAGAUCGAAUACUUAG
Messenger RNA from Porites lobata, 1583 nucleotides. Lineage: Eukaryota; Metazoa; Cnidaria; Anthozoa; Scleractinia; Poritidae. The record is from the annotation of a GenBank genome assembly.